GCGGCGGCCGUGGGGGUCAUGCUGGUGCUGGUGCUGGUGGUGCUGAUCCCCGUGCUGGUGAGCUCCGUGAGCUCCGACGCCAGCCACUACGAGAUGCUGGGCACCUGCCGCAUGGUGUGCGACCCCUACCUCAACAAGGGCCCCACCCCGGCCGGCAGCACCAGCAGCAGCUCGUCCACGGGGCUCCAGGGCGAGGCGGAGGCCCUGAGCGACCACAGCAACAUGCCGCCGCCCUCCACGCUGCAGCAGGGCCCCCAGGGCAAGCCCGGACGCCCGGGGAAACCCGGACCCACGGGACCCCCCGGAGAGCCGGGGCCACCGGGGCCGAUGGGGCCGCCGGGGGACAGAGGGGACCGGGGCCGGACUGGGGUUCUGGGCUUGGAAGGGGGCGCCGGGGGCGAUGGAGCUAUCAGCACGGCCACCUACAGCACCGUGCCGCGGGUGGCGUUCUACGCCGGACUUAAGAACCCCCACGAGGGCUACGAGAUCCUCAAGUUCGACGACGUGGUCACUAACCUGGGCAGCAACUAUGACGGCAUCUCCGGCAAGUUUAUCUGCAGCAUACCCGGCACUUACUUCUUCAUCUACCAUGUGCUGAUGAGGGGGGGGGACGGGACCAGCAUGUGGGCGGACCUCUGCAAAAACGGCCAGGUGCGGGCCAGCGCCAUCGCCCAGGACGCCGACCAGAACUACGACUACGCCUCCAACAGCGUGAUCCUCCACCUGGACGCGGGGGACGAGGUCUACAUCAAGCUGGACGGAGGCAAGGCGCACGGGGGGAACAACAACAAGUACAGCACCUUCAAUGGCUUCAUCCUCUACGCCGACUGA
This is a messenger RNA of Gadus chalcogrammus (walleye pollock), 831 nucleotides long. RefSeq names its product C1q-related factor-like. The coding region runs from base 19 to 831 and encodes 270 amino acids. The transcript is spliced from 2 exons. Gene Ontology annotation, molecular function: protein binding. Lineage: Eukaryota; Metazoa; Chordata; Actinopteri; Gadiformes; Gadidae. The record is from RefSeq and is a predicted model, not a curated record.